Messenger RNA from Eruca vesicaria subsp. sativa (arugula), 1757 nucleotides. NCBI's taxonomy places the organism in Eukaryota, Viridiplantae, Streptophyta, Magnoliopsida, Brassicales, Brassicaceae. The record is from the annotation of a GenBank genome assembly.
GAAAACGAGAGCCAAUCAGAAAAACAAUUGAAAUUUCUCGUCGUCUCCCUCCUCUCGUUGAAUAAUAAAAAAACAAAAACAAAAAAGACACAACCAACAAGUCCCGGUUCUGUUUCUCUAGGAUAUCUUCCCAUGUUCGUCUCGUCGUCGUAUUGAUAAGAUCUUCAUUCGUUCAGAUUCAUUUGAAGUCGGUCGCCUCGUUGACUCAUAUAAAACGUAAGAGAGGAGAGAAAUAAGACUACAGACUCUGACUCGAGACUCGAGACUCGAGAGAGAUCCUCUUCUCGGCCAUGCGACGCUGCUUCGCCGCUAAAUCCCUCUCCACAGAGGAAAUAACACCAUUUUUGUCUCAAGUAUUAUUCUUCCCGCGUUUCCAUAAGGCUCUUCCUCUUCCUCUUAUUAUUAUUCGUUCAGAUCCAAGAGAUGUCCGCUAAUUCUCAUCCUCCCAAUUCCACUAAUGUCCUCUGUAAUGCCGCCGCCGGUGCCGCCGCUGGGGUAAUUGCGGCAACGUUUGUGUGUCCACUUGAUGUAAUAAAAACGAGGUUUCAGGUUCAUGGCCUACCAAACCUUUCUCAUCCCAACAUCAAAGGUAGAAGUAUAAUUGUUGGGAGUCUUGAGCAGAUCUUCAAGCAAGAAGGCAUGCGUGGCUUAUACCGUGGUCUUUCCCCUACCGUCAUGGCUCUCCUCUCCAAUUGGGCGGUUUAUUUCACAAUGUAUGACCAGCUCAAGAGCUUUUUAAUCUCAAAUGAUAAGGAUCACAAAUUCAGCGUUGGUGCUAAUGUAAUGGCUGCCUCUGGUGCUGGGGCUGCUACUACAAUUGCCACUAAUCCUCUUUGGGUUGUCAAGACUAGGCUCCAGACACAAGGAAUGAGAGUGGGUGUAGUGCCAUACAAGAGUACAUUCUCUGCUUUAAGGAGAAUUGCUUACGAGGAGGGAAUCCGCGGAUUGUACAGUGGUCUUGUCCCUGCACUAGCUGGUAUCAGUCACGUUGCCAUUCAGUUUCCUACUUAUGAGAUGGUCAAAACCUACUUGGCCAACAAAGGUGAUAAAUCGAUCGAUGAUCUCAAUGCUCGUGAUGUAGCAAUUGCCUCUUCAAUUGCAAAGAUAUUUGCUUCCACACUAACUUACCCCCACGAGGUUGUACGAGCAAGGCUUCAAGAGCAAGGACACCACAGUGAGAAACGUUACUCGGGGGUAAGAGAUUGCAUAAAGAAAGUGUUUGAGAAAGAUGGUGUCCGGGGAUUUUACAGAGGAUGUGCGACAAAUCUCCUGAGAACAACGCCUGCUGCAGCUAUUACAUUCACUAGCUUCGAAAUGGUUCAUCGUUUCCUGGUCACUCACUUACCUUCAUAGCAAAGCUCUAUACUCUUAGAUUUGUUUGCUUUUUUGAUGAUGAUGAUGAUGACGACUAAAUGUGUGGUUUAGUGAGGUAAAACAGGUUUAUUUUACACAACUAAAAAAGUUUAUUUACUCCCUCCCUUUUGGGGGACACAGAUCAAAAUAGGAUAUCGUUUUUGGACAAAGCUCUUGGAUUUCAGCUCACAUGUUUUUUUUUUUUUUAAUGUUUCUGUUGAAGAAAUCAGGAGAUGCAUUGUUGUAAAAGACUGAUUCUUUUAUCUCUCUCUUUUUCUUUUUUUUUCACCUUUUUAUGAAAGAGAGAGUUUGUAGUCUUCUCUCAGUUGCCAUGGAUGGUUGUCAAGCUAGGCUUCAUAUUACUCCUGGCUUGUGAUAUAAACCCACAUUUAACUAGACAGUUU